AGACACGUCGUUACUAUACUUUAUCGCGGUUCAAAACCUGUCGGUCUGCAUUCCAGUGUGCUGGUGGACGCCAAGCGUCGUGUUCUAUGAGAAGUUGAUCUUAUUGAAGCUUACAACGAUUCUCGUGAAAAAAAUGAAACGAUUUGCUAAAAAUUAUUAACGGAUUUAUUAUUUCUAUUCUGUAAGAAAGAUUGUGAUCUAUUCACGGGAAAGUUAAGGAUCUGGAACAAAUAGAUCGUACGGCUGGAUCGAAGGAAAAAGGAAUGUGUCAAGAUGCGAUCUGUGCCCUUUCCAUGUGGCAUUGUUACGAUUCUAUUUUAUGUUUUAGCCAGUCUUGUAUAUGGGCAAAGGCAAGAGUUAGGCAUGUCUUUUACCAGACAUCCACAACCAUUGGAUGCACCAAUAGGCGAUGACGUAAAUUUUGAAUGUAAUUUGAAUCUUGGCGCAGAACGUUUUUCUUGGCGCCAUAGACCAUUGAAUUCGGAUAAGUGGUUGCCAGUUUUUCACACAAUUAGUAAUGGUGGCAAAACAUCUAGGCAUGUGGUGAAAUUUGAUAAUGAAUCGAAAGCCGGAGAUUAUCGUUGUAUAGCUUUUUAUGGUUCAAGUGGUUUAGCUUCUGAUCCAGCAAGAUUAACAUUAGCUACACUACACAACUUUUCUGAUAAAAACGAUGUUAUUAUAAACGUUCCAGCAGGAAAUAUUGUACCUAUUACUUGUCCUGUACCUUAUUCUGCACCAGAAGCGAUAGUUCAGUUUUAUAAAAAUAAUAAUCUCAUACAAAAUGUUAAUAUAAUUGGUAGCAAAACUAUGAUUAUUGAGAAUGCUAAAAUAUCAGAUAGUGGAUCUUAUUACUGCACUGCUAGCAAUUAUAUAACUACACAAAUAUAUUCGAGUAACUAUAAAACAAUUUUAAAUGUACAUAAAAACAUUAGUUUUUUAGCACCAUAUUUUGUUAAGCAACCACAAACAGAAUACAAAGUUUUACGGGGCAAAAAUAUAACAUUAGAGUGUUUUGGUGCUGGCUAUCCAGUACCUUCCGUUACAUGGAGUAGAUUAGGCAGUCCGUUACCAUCAAAUUCCAUAAAAACUCUGAUAGGCUUAAUGAUAAUUAAUGUUCAGCCAUCAGAUAGAGGAGAAUAUGAUUGUAUGUGGAGUAGCAAUAAUGCACAUAUUAAAUCUGUAAUUAUAUUAAAAGUAAUGGAAGCUCCAAAAGUAAUUAAACCACCGAAGGCGUCCACAUUCUCUGAAGGUGGAGAAUUAGAACUUUCUUGUGCAGUAACUGGUGAACCACAACCAAAAGUUGAAUGGUUAAUUAAUGGAGAAUCCUUGACACCUAGUGAUAAUGUGGAAAUCAAAGGUUCUACACUUCUUAUAUCUGAAGUUGAGAAAAAACAUGCUGGUAUUGUCCAGUGUGUCGCGAGUAACGAAUAUGGGUCUCAUUCUGGUUGCAAUUUGCUAAGAGUAAAUCCUAAACAACAUAUUGGAACAGAAAUCAGACAGGAUUAUGGAAUUUCUAAUUCAAAACAUAAACACACUAGAGGAGGAGGUAGACGAAGAAGUAAGGAAGGGAAACAUAAAGGCACUGCGGUAUUAGUACCACCGAACCAGCCAAAUGUCACAAGGCUUUCAGAUGUGUCGGUAAUGGUUAGAUGGUCUGUACCUGAAAAUACAGGAUUGCCGAUUCAAUUUUUUAAAGUUCAAUAUCGAGAACUUGGACAAAAGAUGAAUGGCAAACAAGCCAAAUGGAUGACUGCAAAUUCAGAAAUACCGAAUAAUGUACGGGCUUUUGAAGUAACCGAUUUACAACCUGAUCAUACUUAUCGAUUUAGAAUUGCUGCAGUUUAUUCAAAUAAUGAUAAUAAACUUAGUCCAAAUUCCGUACGUUUUCAUCUUAACAAAGAUGGUGGAAUCGAAAGUAAUAAAAUGCCUAUACCUUUGUUAACGAACACUGAGGCUUUAGGUCCGCAUGAAGUAUUACUAAUUUGGCAAAAUUUAGAUAAAUUGGCAAAUAUCGAUGGUUUUUACGUAUACCAUAGAGCCUCUACUACAGCUGGAGAUUACAUAAAAACUACAGUUGAGGGCAAAGAUUCUUUCAACAUAACUAUUUCCCACUUGCAACCAGAUACAACAUACGAGUUUAAAGUACAAAGUUUUUCUGUGGAUGCUGCUUCAGAAUUUUCUCAAAUUCUUCGACAAAAAACAAAAAAAUCUUUGAAUAUGAAUGAACAUAACGAUUAUAAUAAUCGAAAUGAUCAUAGCAGCAAUCUAACAUUAGAUAGUCGAGUAAGACCUGCAGAUGAUAAAAAUGUGAAUAUGUAUGCCAUAAUUGGCGGAGUUCUCGGAGGAUCGACUUUGCUAGGUAGUUUAACCGCGGUUGCGGUAAUAUAUAAAAGAACAAAAUACAAACAAAGUCGAGAAUCAUCGCAAAGUGAAGGGAAACCAAUAACAAAUGGGAGAAUAAUGAAUGGUGGAGUAACUGAUUCAAAAAUAAACAUAACUUCAAAUCCACUUGCUGGUCUUGAUACAUCUGAAGAUAUAAUACAGCCUAAGGUCGGUAUUUACUACUCGAUAUUAAGAAGAUUAGUUUUUUUCUAGCUUUAGCCAUUGGUCGCGUUCUUUAAAUUCUACUUGCACAUUCUCUGCACUCUCUCUGGAAGCCGCUUUUCUUUUGUAUUUUCCGAACACCAUAUACGUACGUUAUAUAUUAUCUACAUGUCCAUGCUUCUUUGUGAGUGAAAUUUGAAAGAAGCGAAAUAUUUCUAAACAGACCGGACAACAGUCGCAGAUGGAAAUGGCUUCGUUUCUUAAUGGACAAAACAACAGCAACAACAACCAUAACAAUGAUACUGUUGGAACUGACCAGUGAAGACCAAUAGACUGAGAUCUCUCUUUGCUCCAGGGGUCACUGCCAACACCUUCUCUGCAAACAACUAUUUUAUAUGUGCUUCGAAAAAUCUUCAGACUAUAUAUUUUCAGAUUGAAGUUACAUCAAACUUUUAUAAAGAACGCCAAUAUUGUGACAAGAAUCAAGACAAAGAUGUACAAACAUUAAUAUUGCAAUGAUAUUUUUUUUUUAGUGAGACUUUAAAGAAACUUUAGUCAUCUGUUAGAUUUUACAAUGAAUAAUCAAUUUCAAGACAUUUACAGGGUGUCAUAAUAGGUAUGCUCAAAUAUUUCGAUCGAAAUUGUUAGACACGUAUUUGCCUAACGAUCGUAUACUACGAAUCCAGUUUUUCCCAUUACACGGUAAAUUGCGAUUUUUUAAAGCUCAAGAUAGAAUAAGGAAUUCGUGAUCGAUCAUGAAAUGGUUAAAAUUUGCAAAGUACCUGUCUAAUAUCUUCUUCGAUUUCUUUUUUUUCUUUUUUUUUAUUUCUAUAUUUUUAUCGCUCUCUUAUUAUAUAUACCCAUUUGACAGUCUGAUAAUUAGUGAGUUUGGAAUUAAUUAGAAAUUCAUAAUUUCGUAAUUGAAUUAUAUUCAUUUUCGUGAUAUUUAUCAUAUUUUUAUAUUAAUUUUAAUCCAGGCAGCUUUUACAAGUUAUGUUUGUUUCCUGAUUUAAAUUAAUUAGCGUUUAUUAUUUUAUGUUGUAAAUAAUUAGUAGUUAUGUUGAAUUUAGGACGAAUGAUAUUGUGCCUGAUAAAAAAGACAGCUGUGCUAUAUAUUUUAUAUUUUAUUAUGCUUUAGAUUAUUAUUUGAUAUUAUUUGAUUUAUUGAAAUUUUUAGACUCUGCUAAAUUGCGAUAGAAUGAAAUUUUAUUCAAAUUUUUUUUUUUUAAAUUAUCGUUAUUAUAUAUUGCAUUAUAUGUAUUAUACUUAUUCAUACAUUAUGAUGUUGAAAUUGAUAAAAUAAUAAUUUUAAAUAGAUUCAUUCUUAUGUUAGAACGAAUCUCAUAUGAAUUGCUGCUAAAAUAAUAGAAAUAAUAGAAAUAAUUCAGUCAUACAUUGCUAACAGUAUUUGUUAUAUAAUAUCAAGGAUUUAACUUGUAAUAACAGUAUUUUCCUAGCAUCAAAUUAGAUAUCGUAAGUUCUUUAGCAAUCAAUAUUAAUUUUCUGACGGUAAUAAAGCUUUACGAUGAAUCAAAAAAUUUAAGAAUCAUGUGAAAAAAAACAUUAAUUUUUAUUAGUAAAAAUUUCGAU
Apis florea (little honeybee) is the source of this 4134-nucleotide messenger RNA. Its product is annotated as interference hedgehog. The record is from RefSeq and is a predicted model, not a curated record. Gene Ontology annotation, molecular function: protein binding. Gene Ontology annotation, biological process: nervous system development; cell-cell adhesion. Lineage: Eukaryota; Metazoa; Arthropoda; Insecta; Hymenoptera; Apidae.